GUUUGAGAUGGUCGCCUCCAACUCUGGAUUUAAGAGGACCAGCAGUCGUAGGAGAUAUGACCUGUCGCUCAUCGUCCUCUGGUAUAUUCCAAUUGAUCGGUAGGAAGAAUCUUUCGCAAUAUGGCGCAAAUAGAAGCCCCUCUCGACACAUCCUACCCCGUCCCUCGGGCUUCAGGCGAGAUCCAUGGAUUCUGCGACGCCUACCCUCUGCGACGGCAUAAGUUUGAAGACGCGGCCAAUGACGGCUCCUUACAAUGUCGUGCCGACUGGGAGACAUACAUUGGUCCGACAGAACGCUGGGGAUGCGGCAACCCGUGGGAGGGUCACUUUGCAGCGGUCGUCCUGCCUUUCUGUCGGCCUGAUCGCAUCGCAGUCAUCAGCUAUAUCUUCGAGUAUGCGUUUUUGUAUGACAGCGUGGUGGAGUCGGUGGAAAGGUCUACGUUGAACAUCAACGCAGACGACAUUGCCCUCGAUGAAACGGAAUACCGAACCGUGCGGUCCAUCACCGGCACCAAGCAGAUCCAGUCUAAAAUGCUUCUCGAGCUGCUCUCGAUUGAUCCUCAAUGCGCCGAGGUCGUUAUUGACGCCUGGAAAACCAUGAUCAGCACGACAGCCAAGCAGGACAAGACGCGAACGUUCAGCAAUCUGGAGGAUUAUGUGAACUAUCGGAUAAUUGACACGGGGGCACCUCACAGAUUCGUCGAUACCCUGAUGCGCUUCGGAAUGGACAUCAAUCUGACACCUGAUGAGGAGGAGCUCGUCGCUCCAAUUGUCAAGCCAUGCUAUGCUGCCCUCGGGUUGGCCAAUGACUACUUUUCCUUCGACGUCGAAUGGGGGGAAUUCCAAAAAGAAGAUUCAGACAGAAAGGCCAUGACGAAUGCGGUGUGGUUAUUCAUGCAAUGGCACCAUGUGGACGAGCAAGAGGCGAAACGAUGUGUCCAGCAGGUGACAAACGAGUACGAGAAGGAAUACCAACAACGAGUACAUGGUUUCCUAUCAGGCCACGGGAAGGAGAACGCCAAGUUGCACACAUACCUCAGCGCCCUGGGGUAUCAAAUCCCGGGAAAUGUGUCCUGGAGUCUCCGAUGCCCCCGUUACCAUCCCUGGCUCUGUGGGGAAGCCAGCGCUAUCUUGCAGGAUUCGACUGGUGAGACUCAGAACCUGAAGCGACGGAGUAUCUCAGGAGAGAGUGAUACAUCUCAGUCAUCAGUCUGGUCCGAUGCUGGUGACAGCUCUCCUCGAUCGUCGAUAUCCUCGGCUCCUUCUAUGGAUGUCAGCAAGCUGUCCGACCGGGCACACCUAGGAUCCGAGCGUCUUAUGAGUCCCGCAGAGUAUAUCAGCUCCCUUCCCUCCAAAGGAGUCCGGGAGGCAUUUAUCGAUGCCUUGAAUGUGUGGCUCGUUCUGCCGUAUAACCAUGUUAAUGUCUUGAAAUCGAUCGCGAAGACAUUACAUAACGCGUCGCUGAUGCUGGACGAUAUCGAAGACUCCUCGCCUCUCCGCCGUGGCCAGCCCGCGACGCACACCAUCUUCGGAGAGGGACCGACGAUCAACUCCGCCAAUUUCCUGCUCAUCCAGGCCAUGGACCAGGUGAGGCAGUUGGAGGACCCAGCGUGUUUGGACAUCUUCGUCGAGGACAUGCGCAACCUCUUCAUCGGGCAAAGCCAUGAUUUGUACUGGACGCAGCAGGGCGAGUGCCCAGCAGAGGACGAAUACAUGGAGAUGAUCCGGCAAAAAACCGGUGGUCUCUUCCGACUGUUAGCUCGCUUAAUGAUGCAGAAAGCACCAGCUCAGCAAAAUCGUAAUAUCUCACUGGACCCCCUCAUCAACCUCCUAGGAGAAUACUUCCAGAUCCGAGAUGAUUACAAGAACUUGACAGAAGAGUAUACCGGCCAAAAAGGCUUUUGUGAAGACUUGGACGAGGGAAAGUUCUCUUUCCCAUUAAUCCAUGCUCUAAGGUCACAUCCUGAAGACUUGGAGCUCCGAGAGAUCCUACAACGAGCCCGUGAGUCCGGCGGACUCGAUGUAUCGUCGAAACAGUGUGUGCUGGACCAUUUCCACCAAAACGGGAGCAUGGAGUACACGCAACAGACGCUUCGAGACCUAAUGGAGGAGAUCAAGGAUCGAAUCGGUCAGGUGGAGAAGGAAGCGGGCAGCUCGAAUUGGGUUCUCAGGCUGCUCGUUCACAGAUUGGAAGUGUGAUGGCACACUUCAGAUGACGAGAUUAAUGACUUAGAGCUUUGUUAAACACCAUUGUAUAUGU
Aspergillus sclerotioniger CBS 115572 is the source of this 2260-nucleotide messenger RNA. RefSeq names its product bifunctional terpene synthase/polyprenyl synthetase family protein. The coding region runs from base 121 to 2199 and encodes 692 amino acids. Gene Ontology annotation, molecular function: prenyltransferase activity. The transcript has 9 exons. Gene Ontology annotation, biological process: isoprenoid biosynthetic process. The record is from RefSeq and is a predicted model, not a curated record. Lineage: Eukaryota; Fungi; Ascomycota; Eurotiomycetes; Eurotiales; Aspergillaceae.